UGGCCCCGCCCCCUAGCAACGUGCUGGCUUGUGUUAACAACCGGCCGGCCAGGGAUCAGACGCCUGGGUCAGCUGGGGGGCGGCAGCGGCGCUACGCGGACUGUAUGGCGGUGGCCUAGGCGCCUGGCGGAAUUUUGGGACCUUUCGCGACUCUAGCGACUCUCAGGCUGCCUUCCCUUCUCGGUGGCGGGGCCUCUUUGGGCCCAGCGACUGCGGGCGCACCUUAGGACAGGAAGAUCCCCUCACUCUCCACCCCGCUGCCACCAGCCAUGUGGACAGAGGAAGCCAGGGCGACCGCCGAGGCCCAGGAAUCCGGCAUCAGGAACAAGUCUAGCAGUUCCAGUCAAAUCCCAGUGGUUGGGGUGGUGACGGAGGACGAUGAGGCGCAGGGUGUUUUCAAGCCUGUGGACUUCAAUCAUGUCAUCAAACUCCUCGAAGAGACUGAUAAAGAUGGUUUGGAAGAAAAACAACUUAAAUUUGUCAAGAAACUGGUACAGUGUUAUCAGAAUGGACUUCCAUUAAGGGAUUUAGCACAAAUAUUUAAAAUUCUGAAUCUGUGUGCAGGAAAAAUAAAAAACCAGCCUCGUUUUGUAGAAUCUGCAUAUGAUAUCAUAAAACUGUGUGGCUUGCCAUUUUUGAAAAAGAAAGUGUCGGAUGAAAUAACUUAUGCUGAAGAUACUGCUAAUUCAAUUGCACUUCUGGGUGACUUAAUGAAAAUACCGAGUUCUGAAUUGAGAAUACAAAUUUGUAAGUGUAUUGUUGAUUUUUAUCAUGCAGAACCACCAAAGAAGCAUAUUCCAGGUUACCAGCAAGCGAGUUCAUCAUACAAGAUUCAAAUGGCUGAAGUUGGAGGAUUAGCAAAAACAAUGGUCCAGUCAAUGACCUUGCUUGAAAAUCAACUUGUUGAGAAACUUUGGGUACUUAAAGUUCUGCAGCAUCUCUCAACUUCUGAAGUUAAUUGUACUAUAAUGAUGAAAGCACAAGCAGCCAGUGGACUCUGUACUCACCUCAAUGACCCAGAUCCCUCUGGGCAGCUUUUAUUUCGUUCAUCAGAAAUACUUUGGAACUUGCUGGAAAAAUCUUCAAAAGAAGAAGUCAUACAACAGCUUAGUAACUUGGAAUGUUUGCUGGCUUUGAAGGAAGUAUUUAAAAAUCUGUUUAUGAGAGGUUUCAGUCAUUAUGACCGUCAGCUUAGAAAUGACAUAUUAGUGAUCACUACAAUUAUAGCUCAAAAUCCUGAAGCACCAAUGAUUGAAUGUGGCUUUACCAAGGAUUUGAUACUGUUUGCCACCUUUAAUGAAGUUAAAAGUCAAAAUCUUUUGGUAAAAGGACUUAAGCUUUCUAAUUCCUAUGAAGAUUUUGAGUUGAAGAAAUUACUAUUCAAUAUAAUUGUGAUCUUAUGUAAAGAUUUACCUACUGUACAGCUAUUAAUUGAUGGCAAAGUUAUUUUGGCUUUGUUUACCUAUGUUAAGAAGCCUGAGAAACAAAAAAUAAUUCACUGGUCUGCAGCACAGCAUGAAGAAUUACAACUGCAUGCAAUUGCCACUUUGUCAUCAGUUGCUCCUUUAUUAAUAGAAGAAUACAUGUCAUGCCAGGGAAAUGCUCGAGUCCUUGCAUUUCUAGAAUGGUGUGAGAGUGAAGAUCCGUUUUUCAGUCAUGGUAACAGUUUUCAUGGUUCAGGUGGCCGAGGCAACAAGUUUGCCCAGAUGCGUUACAGUUUAAGACUCCUGAGAGCCAUGGUCUACCUUGAAGAUGAGACUGUAAACAAAGAUCUUUGUGAAAAGGAAACAAUUCAGCAAAUGAUAGGAAUCUUUAAAAAUAUAAUAAGCAAGCCUAAUGAAAAGGAAGAAGCCAUUCUUUUGGAAAUCCAGUCUGAUAUAUUAUUUAUCCUAUCUGGUCUUUGUGAGAAUCACAUUCAAAGGAAGGAAAUUUUCGGAACUGAAGGAGUAGAUAUAGUUCUUCAUGUGAUGAAAACAGACCCCAGGAAGUUACAGAGUGGCUUAGGCUAUAAUGUACUUCUUUUUAGUACAUUGGACAGCAUUUGGUGCUGUAUUUUGGGAUGUUAUCCUUCAGAGGAUUAUUUUCUUGAAAAGGAAGGCAUUUUUCUCCUUUUGGAUUUGUUAGCAUUGAACCAAAAAAAAUUCUGUAAUCUAAUACUUGGAAUAAUGGUUGAAUUUUGUGAUAAUCCCAAAACUGCAGCUCAUGUCAAUGCUUGGCAAGGGAAGAAGGAUCAGACAGCUGCUAGUCUUUUAAUUAAAUUAUGGAGAAAGGAGGAAAAAGAACUAGGAGUAAAACGUGAUAAAAAUGGGAAGAUCAUUGAUACAAAAAAACCUCUAUUUACUAGCUUUCAAGAAGAGCAAAAAAUCAUCCCACUGCCUGCUAACUGCCCAUCUAUUGCGGUUAUGGAUGUUUCUGAGAAUAUUAGAGCAAAAAUUUAUGCUAUAUUGGGCAAACUAGAUUUUGAAAAUUUACCUGGCCUAUCUGCUGAAGAUUUUGUCACCCUUUGUAUCAUACAUAGAUAUCUUGAUUUUAAAAUUGGAGAAAUAUGGAAUGAAAUAUAUGAAGAAAUAAAAUUAGAAAAAUUAAGACCAGUCACUACAGAUAAAAAAGCUUUGGAAGCUAUUACAACAGCAUCAGAAAAUAUUGGAAAGAUGGUUGCUUCUCUGCAAAGUGAGAUAAUUGAAAGCCAAGCACGCCAAGAUGUGCAAAAUGAACAAAAAGUAUAUGCAAAAAUACAGGCCACGCACAAGCAAAGAGAGCUGGCUAAUAAAUCAUGGGAAAAUUUUUUGGCUAGAACAUCAAAUGCUAAAACGUUAAAGAAAGCAAAAAGACUGCAAGAAAAAGCUAUAGAAGCCUCCAGAUACCAUAAACGACCACAAAAUGCAAUAUUUCACCAAACAGAUAUUAAAGGCCUUAACACAACGGUGCCCUCUGGUGGGGUAGUAACAGUGGAAAGCACUCCUGCCCGAUUAGUAGGAGGACCUCUGGCUGAUACAGAUAUUGCUCUUAAAAAACUGCCCAUUCGAGGAGGAGCCUUGCAGAGGGUGAAAGCAGUUAAAAUUGUGGAUGCACCAAAAAAGAGUAUUCCUACGUAAUAUACUGUAGAGACUUUUUGAAAUAAAAUCAGCUUGUAAUUGUU
Messenger RNA from Symphalangus syndactylus (siamang), 3139 nucleotides. It is a transcript of the gene CFAP69, whose product is annotated as cilia and flagella associated protein 69. Gene Ontology annotation, biological process: positive regulation of flagellated sperm motility; olfactory behavior; response to odorant. Gene Ontology annotation, cellular component: sperm midpiece; non-motile cilium. NCBI's taxonomy places the organism in Eukaryota, Metazoa, Chordata, Mammalia, Primates, Hylobatidae. The record is from RefSeq and is a predicted model, not a curated record.